GACAAAAUUUAUAACGUGGAUCUGAUUAAUGUGGUUUUGAUAUUCAAGUUAUAGAAUUCGUUAAAAAUAAUAUAUAAGGCUACUUGGAUAUAUUUGUGAAAAUGUUUAUAUAAGCUUAACUGAAAUUACAGUGAUUGUGUAAUUAAAUUAUAACCACAUAUAAUAUUCCACAAUAAAUAUUAGAUAUUAUAUAAAAUGGGCUAUAAAAACAAUUUUUUGGAAACUUUUCACACACUUUCUUUGUAACCCAAUUUGUUUUGUGUAAUAUUACUUAAAAUUAAUAACAUGGCAUCACCUUUUGAGAUGACGAAAACAACUCACAAAAUAACAAGAACAAGAAGAAAAUAGAAUUCAAUGAAAUUCAACGGUUUGGUACAAAGUAGGCAAACAGUGCAAGAACACAUUCUUUAUCUCCGACACAUUCGUUGAAAAAAUUGGCGCCUUUAGUUCGGCAUUUUGAAACAACACAAGAACAUUUGGAUUUUUGGUUUCAAAAAAGAUGCCCCGAGCAACUAAACCAAAAGCUGCAGCAGAUGGUGUUCCCAAAAAGGGACCUGCUCCUAAGCGAAAUAAAUUAUAUGCGAUGCCAGAAAAGAUAGCUGAAGGCACAAUUCUCUCAGAUUUAUCCAAAGCUCAGUGGUUAAUUGGAUCUUCAAUUGGAACUGGUGGGUUUGGAGAAAUUUAUUCGGCGUGUCGCGUUGGUGAGAAAACUUAUAACUACGUUGUAAAGUGCGAGCCACAUGGGAAUGGUCCACUGUUUGUUGAAAUGCACUUUUAUAUGCGCAACGCCAAAUUGGAAGAUAUUAAACGAUUUCAGCAGGAGCGUGGCCUUAAGACCAUUGGUAUGCCAUAUAUGAUUGGGAAUGGUUCAGUAGAAUUAAAUGGAACCAAACAUCGUUUUAUUGUAAUGCCACGAUAUGGCAGCGAUAUUUCAAAACUCUUCUUAGCGAAUGGUAGACGUUUUCCUGAAGAGACCAUAUACAGACUGGCGUUACAAAUGUUGGAUGUGUAUGAGUUUAUACAUUCAUGUGGUUACGUACAUGCCGACUUAAAAGCUGCCAAUAUACUUUUAGGCUACGGCAAAGAAGGCAAUAGUCAAGCGUACUUAGUUGACUAUGGAUUAGCUUCACAUUAUACGACGAAGGAAUUUAAACCUGAUCCAAAAAAAAUGCAUAACGGUACUAUAGAAUAUACAUCUCGGGACGCACAUCUUGGUGUAGCUACAAUGCGUGCAGACUUCGAAAUAUUAGGGUAUAAUAUCAUAGAAUGGUCCGGCGUUCAACUGCCAUGGGUAAAGAACAACAUACUAACAGUGCCAGUGAAAGUGCAAAAGGCCAAAGAAGAAUUCAUGGCAGACGUAAUGCAUUGUUUAAAAACUUUAUAUUCUAAAGAUGUGCCAGGUCCUAUUGCGGAGUAUAUGAAGUAUGUAGCAAAGCUGGAGUAUAAUGAAAAACCUGACUAUGAAAAAUGUCGUAAAAUAUUCAGCACAGCUCUAAAAACAAUGAAAAUAUUAAAUACUGGAGAUCUACGUUUUAAGAUAAGUGAUAAUUAUGACAAGUCUGCACCUUCAACAAGCAAAGGUCGUGGAAAAUUGGUGAGAAAGCCAGCUGCGGUCAUGGACACAUCUGUGGAAAUGUUUGCCAGUGAUGACGAUGAUGAUGAUGUAAUAUUCGAGGAAAAGAAACCGGUUAAAAAAGCACCACAUAAACUGAAAACUGUGACAAAUCGUUCGCCGAAAAAUGUUGACAGUGCUUCAAGGCGCAUAAAAUCGUCUCCUCGCAAUACUACACCAACUCUACGCGGUUCGCCUGAAAUGAAAACUUUAACAAAGUUGACGCCAAAAGUAACUCCUGCUCGGAAGCGUCGGUCGUCGUCUUUCUCGCCAAGGCAGGCAACACGGCAUUCACCGUUGCAAAAGAAAUUGCGAACCACACCUCGUGAAGCUGCCAAUGGUAAAAGUUCGAGCACGCCCAGUACUUCCUCUUCGCAUACUACACGUUCCACUCCUGUUGCUACCAGAGCAAAUAUAAAUUUUAGUCCAGCGAUUUCGUUAUCCACUUCACGACAUGGGAAGACUGUUGUUAAUGACAACACAACUCCAGUACCACGUACUGGUAAAACUUAUGAAUUUAAUUUCGAAUUAGAUGUCAGUAUGGAUGCCAAUGUUAUAGUUAAUGUCAAACGUAAAAAGAAGGCAGCAGCGACCAGUACCACCAACAGUAAUAGUGCCGCUAAAAGCAGUUCUAAAUUAAUGCGCUCAAAUGAGGAAGCACCUGGGGAUAAAAGAAAUACACCAGUUACUCGUGUAAAAGUGCGGAAACUGCCCAGUGAUGAUGCGUGCGACAGUCCCCCUACCCCAGCUGUUACUGUUAAAAAAUCUAAGCGUGCGAUUUCUUAAAAACUCGUGUUGCUGUUUUGAAUGUUUUAUUUGUAUUACUAGAAGAACAAUACAUUUUUUUUUUAUUAAUUAUAUGUACAUGUAUGUAAUUGUUUCUUAUAUAUUUCGUAUUUGUUAAAAAUCCAUAAAAAUUGUUCCCUUUAUCGAAUAAGAUACGCUUUGACGUCUCUCCUGGCAAGGAAUACAAUACAAAAAAUUCGUUGAUCUGUACGCUGAAUAAAUUUUUGUAAGAAAAUACUGGCUAUAUGCUUUAUUUAUUCAGUAAACUAUUUUAUUUUUUUAUUUUAAUGCCUCCUGCUCAAAAAUGUAAUUUCACUUAAUAAAAGUUUUUACAAAAAAAAACUAUUUACUUAUGCUGUUAUUUGAAAUUAUAUGAAACCGGACUAUAAUUACAUUUUAAAAAGUUUACUUUGCUUUACGCUUAUUACUGUCAUGGUGUUUUGAGGACGACUUCGACGACGAUGAUUUACUGGACGAAGAAGAGUGCGACGAUGAUUUUUUUGACGAAUGCGAAGAACUCUUCUCACUUGCACUGACGACAUUGAAAGUCGCAUUGACGGCACUGCUUGAUGUUACCGAUUUCGAACUACUAGAUGAAGGACGCUCCUCUUUAUGAGACCUGGAGCUUUUAUGAUGAUGAUGCCUACUCGUAGACAUUGUCGGCACUUGUACAGAUGGAACAGCUGAAGUGGAUGUACUAGGUGCUUCUGGUUGUAUGAUUGCAAAAGGAGAGGACGAAUUUGAAGUCGAUGAAGAACGCGAAGAUGUAGCUGAUGACUUUGUCUUUGAUAUUAAGGAAAUUGGUUCUUCUAUUACAACGCCAGCCGCCUUACUAGUGGAAGGUUUAUUAAGACAAUUAUCACAUUGCCAGUUGUGCUCUUGCCCUUCAGAGGCUUCUUCAUCUGUAAUAGGUGGCUUGUGGCAUUCUUGGUGGUAAAGUGUACCACAAUUUGAACAUUCGAUUAGGCGAUUUGUAGCAGUAAAAACCAUUUCACCACAAACAGCACAAUUUAAAUCGCCAAACUCCUUUAGAUUAACAUCUUCAUCGCCGCCUCCCAGCAUUGCUCCUCCGAUGUUCGCGCCAUCAUCAGAGUCUAUUAUAGUGUCAGGUGAAUCUGAUAUGGUCUUUGCAGGAGAGCCAGUUAAAUUAAUAACUUCAUCAGCAGUUGGGUCCUGAUCCAUUGCCGUUGGAUGUUCCGGAGGAGGCGGCGGUGUUGCUGCACGACCUGGAAAGUUCGCUUCCAAUUCCAUUAGACCUUUACUCAUAUUAUUCGAUAUCAUAAGCUCUGGGCCAAAACGUUGCUUUAUAGCUUCAUCCAGCAUUAACCUCAGCUCAACCGCAGAAUUUGGAUGAGGAGAGUGUAGCAAUCUUAUUGCUUUGCGCAACAUUUCCAUCUCAUUCGGAUUUGCAGUCAUAUCUACGUAAAUUAUACGCACUUUAAAAAAUUAAUAUAAAUAAAUUUAACUUCAGUAUGAACACGAAUAAAUGCAAAACCUCAAACCACAGCUGUUUCGGCUUACGAUACAGGGUUGCAGUGUUCACAAAGUCCGUUCACUUAGUAUAGACGAAAUGAAUUUUAAAUAAUAUGUUAAAAGUUGCAUAAAUUUUAUUAGCAUAUAUGCAAGUAUGUUAUAUAUACAGUAAGUACAUACGUUCGUUUAUAGCGGUUCCAUAUCUAUAUAUGAACGUGCAUAAGUAUUGCACUUACUUACAUUUGCAUUACUUUAUUUGGCCAAAAAGUGCAGUAGCCGGCAAAUCGUACUGGUUUUGCCAUCUCUAUGCCAUUGCAUUCUUCAAUAAUUCCAAUUGGAUUUGUUUGUUAUGCUGAAGCAGCUGAUUGUUAAGAGUAAAAAUAAAAUUAGAUUUAUUAUAAUUACUGGCAUCGAAUAAAGUGUUAAUCAUCAGGUGUACAAUUUAUUAGUGCUUAUCGUAUAUUUCGAUUAUCUCUGAUAAGAAAAAUAUAUAUUCAUAACAUUGAAAUGUUCUAAGGCGUUACACAAAGCAUAUUGUUGAAAGACAUUGAUAGAUUGAAUUGACAAUAAAUUCGUAAGCGUGUACAUCUCGCCUAUGCGGCGCCAGUAAGUUUUCAACCGGAGAAUCGAUAAACAGAAAGUGUCAUUUGAAGUUAUUAAAGUCCAUAAAUACUUAUGACGUUGGUGCAAAUUCUAAAGUGAAUUUCAUAAUCUUAGAAGAAGCAGUUUCAUAUAUCAUAAACAAAACCGCAAUGAAUAAGCAGGUGAUAACAUUUUGCGUAUCGGUCUUUAUAGUGUUAGACAGUGGUUAUGCUGAAACUAAGGACCCUCUGAAUACGACAUUCUUUCCUUCAUUGAUAUUCUGCGCAAUAUCCUUGGACGAAAAAGGAAUUAAACUUGGGUGUUAUUUUCAACAGCUGUUAAGAAUUUUUAAUCCAACUUAUUAUAAUUCGUGUGAUAGCGAGAUCGGUUAAGAAGUGAAACUUCUCUUCUGCUUAAACAUCACGAGGUUCUACAUAUUCCAAUAAUUUAGUGAUUUCUACAGAUCACACAUGAAGUAUUUCAGUUUCUGUAAUUAUUUAAGGUGACAUUAUUACCAUUAAUAUUUUAUAUUUAGUCAACGACUAAAAUUGAAUUUAAAAUGAACAAAGUCUAUGAAAGUAACUUAUUUUUAAAGCUAAAUAUGUGAAUAAUACAGGGAUCAUAACUAAGUUAGCAAUAUAUUUUUUCAACCAUAUAUUCUUAGAAAAUAGUUCACAUUAUCGUACUUAAGAAUCUAAUUUUUAGUAAUGAAAUUAUGCAAAAUCUUUCUGCAUUCUAUAUUAUAGAUUAUAUGUGUCAGUAGCUUUGGCUUCAUAAGUGCUAAAUAUAAACUUAAUUUCGACAUACAACUUUGUUUGAAUGUUACAAGAUAGCAGUUGUGAAUACGGCUAUCUGGUAAAGAAAUAAAAAAACAACGAAACUUUAAAAAUUUGUUAGAGUGGCAACGGUGGGCAGCUACAAUAUAGCAACAAAAACUGUAUUGAUUCAAAGCAAUCAGUUUCCUCCCUCUUUCACCAUUCUAUUUUCCGAUUGUAAAUUCGCUCUAUUCCAUGUUUAUCGGCGUUCUUUGUGACGUUUCUUCAUGUUUUGAUUCAAAAUGGCGUUGUCUUGCUGAAAAUAUGUUAACCUAAUUAACACAAAUAUGGCAUCUUUAGCGGUUUUCGGUAUUUUCCAUUGCACAUAAAGACAACAAUGCGAAAAUUUAAUAGUCAUCGUCUUUUUUGCUAACUGUAAUUCUUUAUAACUGCGCUUUUCCAAAGGAUUGGUGAUUUGUUGCAGCUAAAUCUGGCAACAUUGUUUGUCUGCAUGCGUUUUACAUUUUUGACAAGACAAUUUGCAUUUCUUUAUUAUCUGCUUGGAUAGUAUUAGUUUUUGUUCUCUGAAGGCUUUGGUGAAAAUCUGGAAUCAAGUAAUAUUUUAUAACAGUUACCAUUUACCGUUGUCGGAAAAAAGAGUUUUACAUUAAAUUGGAAGAAAAAUGAUUACAGAAAAUACGACGAAUAUGCAUGCAAGUUUGGGGUCAAAGAGUGCGAUGAAAGCGCUUCAAAUGGUCAAGAAUCCGCAAGAUGACAUGGGAUGGAAAUCAAAGCUUAAGAUUCCGCCAAAAGACAACCGGUUUAAGACGAGUGAUGUUACCGAUACUCGUGGAAAUGAAUUUGAAGAAUUUUGUUUGAAAAGAGAACUCUUAAUGGGUAUUUUUGAAAAGGGCUGGGAACGUCCAUCACCAAUUCAGGAGGCCGCAAUACCAAUAGCUUUAAGCGGUAAAGAUGUAUUAGCUAGAGCAAAGAACGGCACUGGUAAAACCGGAGCGUAUUGCAUUCCCGUUUUAGAGCAGAUAGAUCCAAGAAAAGAUUAUAUACAAGCCCUGGUGAUAGUGCCAACACGAGAGCUAGCUUUGCAAACAUCGCAAAUAUGCAUUGAACUCGCAAAACAUCUAGACAUUCGAGUUAUGGUAACAACGGGAGGUACGAUUCUUAAAGAUGAUAUACUUCGCAUAUACCAAAAAGUACAGUUAAUAAUUGCCACUCCUGGACGUAUUUUGGAUUUAAUGGACAAAAAAGUUGCGGAUAUGUCACAUUGCAAAAUUUUAGUUUUAGAUGAAGCCGAUAAAUUGUUGUCUCUUGAUUUCCAAGGCAUGCUGGAUCAUGUAAUUAUGAAGUUGCCGAAAGACCCUCAAAUUCUAUUGUUCUCGGCAACAUUUCCGUUAAGUGUAAAAAAUUUCAUGGAGAAACAUUUGAGGGAACCAUAUGAAAUCAAUUUGAUGGAGGAGCUGACUUUAAAAGGCGUAACACAGUAUUACGCAUUCGUUCAAGAACGCCAAAAAGUUCAUUGCUUAAAUACGCUUUUUUCUAAGCUACAAAUAAAUCAAUCUAUUAUAUUUUGUAAUUCCACCCAACGUGUUGAAUUGCUGGCGAAGAAAAUAACGGAACUUGGUUAUUGUUGUUAUUAUAUACAUGCUAAAAUGGCCCAGGCACAUAGAAAUCGUGUGUUUCACGAUUUUCGACAAGGCUUGUGCAGAAAUCUCGUAUGCUCGGAUCUUUUUACUAGAGGUAUCGACGUGCAAGCCGUAAAUGUUGUUAUAAAUUUUGAUUUCCCGAGAAUGGCAGAAACCUAUUUGCAUCGAAUUGGCCGUUCUGGACGUUUUGGUCACCUUGGUAUUGCAAUUAAUUUAAUAACCUAUGAAGAUAGAUUCGAUCUGCACCGAAUUGAAAAGGAACUUGGAACCGAAAUUAAGCCUAUCCCCAAAGUAAUCGAUCCAGCAUUGUAUGUUGCCAACGCAGCAGCUACGUCUACGGAAACCAAUAAUGAUCUUAAUAAUUCAGCAAACGAGGAGGGUAAUAUCAGCAAAUGAACGAAUAUGAGGAACUAUUA
This is a messenger RNA of Bactrocera oleae (olive fruit fly), 7285 nucleotides long. RefSeq names its product nucleosomal histone kinase 1 (gene ball). Lineage: Eukaryota; Metazoa; Arthropoda; Insecta; Diptera; Tephritidae. Gene Ontology annotation, molecular function: protein serine/threonine kinase activity; ATP binding. Gene Ontology annotation, biological process: signal transduction; peptidyl-serine phosphorylation. The record is from RefSeq and is a predicted model, not a curated record. Gene Ontology annotation, cellular component: cytoplasm; nucleus.